Mizuhopecten yessoensis (Yesso scallop) is the source of this 2521-nucleotide messenger RNA. RefSeq names its product zinc metalloproteinase-disintegrin-like batroxstatin-1. The transcript is spliced from 17 exons. Gene Ontology annotation, biological process: proteolysis. Gene Ontology annotation, molecular function: metalloendopeptidase activity. The coding region runs from base 456 to 2507 and encodes 683 amino acids. NCBI's taxonomy places the organism in Eukaryota, Metazoa, Mollusca, Bivalvia, Pectinida, Pectinidae. The record is from RefSeq and is a predicted model, not a curated record.
GCAGUGUACGGCCAACGGACCAGCUGACCAGUCGUGUUUCACUGUCGCAAGGAUCAUAAAGACCUUCGGACAGGAACUAUGACCAACUGACCACCACUUUAAGGGAACUACCGGGUACUGGCCACCAAUUUUUGAAAUUUGAACUGUGACUUUUUUUAUUUAAAGUAAGGAUAUAUAUAAAGAAAAGAAAACAACGUGUGUACCUGGUAAGAGCACUAUCAGCAGGACAGGGAUGUAUGAGAAAGACUAGCAGAAAAAAAUCCAAAUUAUAUAACAGUCAGCUAAAAAGAACGGUCCGAACAAAUGAAUGGAGUGUUUGAAAAGUGCCAAAUGCAACCAGCACAUCCUGAACUUGACACCAUAAACACUAAUAUCGGCUAAAGGUUUACAAAGGAGGUAGCUGAUCAUCCAAACUAAAUCUCGUUUCUUCAGAUAAAACAUCGGAAGAUAUAAAUAUGACACGCGUAGUUGCUCUAUCAUUGACUUUGUCAGUAUUUCUACAGCUCCUGGGAUAUUCAAGGACAUCCGGAACUAGGGGAAGUAAACAGGGAGAUUCGUUCAACUACAAAAUCCAUAUGGACGGACAUUAUACAACGUCAUCACAUCCAAAAAAUAUGAACUUUUUGAUAGAGGACCAAGGUCGGACCGAGACGUUACAGCUGAAACGUAAAGACAACAUCAAUAUCAAUUCUCCACUUUGUUCGAUCUCACAGGGGCACACACUUUGUGAGCGCGGCGACAUCAACGGUGUUGCAUUUUAUCAUUCAAAAGACAAAGUGGGUGCAUUCGCAGUAAAAGAAAACAAAGAUGGUAUAAAAAAUAAACAAAUAGAGGGUGUAUAUAUUUCAGACGACGAAGCCCACCAGGUGGAGCCAUCAUCUUCUCUGUCUCAUCUCCUUAUUAACCAAUCUUCACAUCAUAUCACAAAGCGGAGCAGUACAUUUGUCGCCAGUGGCCGAACGGUGAGCAUCUUAGGAAGGCGAAUGGUUAACAUUGUCGAAUCCUCUAAUCGUAUCAAUGAGUACAAUAAUGACUUAAAGGAGGAGAACAGCGAUUACAUCGUAGAAGUCCUUAUCAUGAUCGACUACAGUCUCUACAAAAAAUUUUUAGACAAGGCAAAUGGACAGGACGGCGAGGCUUUGACUCAACUCCGCUACUACUUCGCUCAUAUAGUUAAUGGCAUGGAUCUUCGAUAUUCCUCAAUAAAUAAUACAGACUUCCGAGUGUCUAUAAGAUUGGCAGGAUUUUUUGUUGCUAAAAACAGAACAGACCUGCCUUUUGUACUGACCUUCCGUCAGGGAGGGGAUAUCAGGUCAAAGGUCGACGGGAGUGCUACACUUCUUGGAUUGACCAACUUUCUGAAAGGAAAGCCGAACCUACCCCACCAUGAUCAUGCUAUGUUAUUCACAGAGCAUGAUGCAACAAAUGGGCGAGGUCACAUACUUGGUACCAGCUACCUCAGUGGUAUCUGUACGCCUAUGAGUACCUCUGUCAUAGUGGAUCAUGGCUCCUAUAACUCCGCCGGCAUUGCAGCGCACGAGCUCGGGCAUAAUUUGGGUGUAAUAUACCAUGACGGAGAUUCUUCUUCUCUGACGUCACUUUGCCCAAAGGAAUUGAACUACAUCAUGGCGCCAUCAUCCGCUAUUAUAAACAGCAAAACAAAAGAAUAUAGUUUCAAAUUUUCAGAUUGUUCCAUCAGACAGAUUGAAAAACAAAUGAAAAAACUUUCAAACAGGAACCGGAACUGUUUGGCGGAGGACACAGGGCCGUCAUUGGCUACGAUAGUUGUGAAACCUUAUCUGAUGAUCCCUCCAGGCCAAAUAGAAGAUGUACAUAAUCAGUGUAGAGAUGUAUAUGGCAAUUCAUCCUUCAUGUGUCCGCCCUCCUCGACAGAGGAGAUGUGUUAUAAGAUGUACUGCUAUGAUCCCAAACGGAAGAUCUGUAUCACAGCUAGCGAACAACGAGCGGCCAUGGGGUCUUCUUGUGGAAAUAAAAAGUGGUGUAAACUUGGGAAAUGCGUUUGGGAUGACAAAGCACCGUCAGUUCCAGCUGACUGCCCGUUUCCAGACGUCCCGCCUUCGAGGACUAGGUGUAGUGAUGAAGCGUCGCCCUUCAGAUGUAGGGACCCCAGCUUCUAUAGACGCUGCUGCGAGUCAUGCAAUAAAAAUUUCACAAAGGAAGAAUCGUGUAAAGAUAUGAAAAUCCUUAUAAAUGGAUUACAGUGUAGUCAAUUUAUACAGCGAUACGGCACGGAUAUAUGUACCCUUGACCCUAAUGUGAUGAACUUUUGUUGUAAGAGCUGUACAAAUCCGCCAGCACCUACCGUAUCGCCUAUAGAAACCAACUCAUAUUCACACGUGACAGCCUCGACAUGUACGGAUAACAAUUUUGUUCGGAUUAAUGGGAUGGAAUGUCAGGACUUUAUCUCUCAGAACGGACGACGAGUGUGUGAUAGGGAUAUGAUAAAUAAACAUUGCUGUGCCAGCUGUUACCUGUUGAACAGAUAGCCCCAAAACAACUG